AUGCGGUCUUGCUUCACACGGUACUUGGAUGCCUUGUUGGAUUGCAUGAUGCCAGAGCAAAGCGGCAUUUUCGCAGGUCCAACCCUUAGACGAUUGAUAUGGCCAGGUGAAACAAUGCCCCAUCAAAAGAAAUCAGAGCUGGUCCCCACAUGUUUAGAGUUGGUCCCCUCAUGUUUUUUUCUUUUGUAUUGGCCUCUUCUAAAUCAAAAGCAUGAGAUUUGUGGCUUCAGAGCCUUUCAGGACACCUGA
This is a messenger RNA of Durusdinium trenchii, 249 nucleotides long. Lineage: Eukaryota; Dinophyceae; Suessiales; Symbiodiniaceae. The record is from the annotation of a GenBank genome assembly.